UACAAUCUCUUGGGACUGUGAUGAGGGGAUCAUCCUGCCCUCAAACCAGACCCAGCCCUGUAGCCCAGGCACUGUUGCCUGGAGUUCCUGGGCUCUCAGCAGCAGGAAAUCAUGAGGUUCAAUGUCUCAGGCAUGAGGACCGACUACCCCAGAAGUGUGCUGGCUCCUGCUUGUGUGUUAGUCUUUCUCCUCCUCUGGUGUCCAAGGGAAGUCAUCGCUCCUGCUGGCUCAGAGCCAUGGCUGUGCCAGCCGGCACCCAGGUGUGGAGACAAGAUCUACAACCCUUUGGAGCAGUGCUGUUACGAUGAUGCCAUCGUGUCCCUGAGCCAGACCCGCCAAUGUGGUCCCCACUGCCGCUUCUGGCCCUGCUUUGAGCUCUGCUGUCCUGAGUCCUUUGGCCUCACAAACCAUUUUGUUGUGAAGCUGAAGGUUCAGGGUGUGAAUUCCCAGUGCGACUCAUCUCCUAUCUCCCGUGAAUGUGAAAGGUAG
Messenger RNA from Nomascus leucogenys (northern white-cheeked gibbon), 489 nucleotides. NCBI's taxonomy places the organism in Eukaryota, Metazoa, Chordata, Mammalia, Primates, Hylobatidae. The record is from RefSeq and is a predicted model, not a curated record.